Papilio polytes (common Mormon) is the source of this 1429-nucleotide messenger RNA. RefSeq names its product sorting nexin-16 (gene Snx16). NCBI's taxonomy places the organism in Eukaryota, Metazoa, Arthropoda, Insecta, Lepidoptera, Papilionidae. Gene Ontology annotation, cellular component: late endosome; early endosome; extrinsic component of endosome membrane. Gene Ontology annotation, biological process: early endosome to late endosome transport; protein targeting to lysosome; endosome to lysosome transport. The transcript has 2 exons. The record is from RefSeq and is a predicted model, not a curated record. The coding region runs from base 309 to 1124 and encodes 271 amino acids. Gene Ontology annotation, molecular function: phosphatidylinositol binding.
UUGUCUCUAUUUUUUAUUUGUCACAAGUUUUUGCAAAGCGUCAUUUUAAUAAAAGUUUGUCUUUCGAUUAAUAGAUAUCACAAUUCCUUAUUGCUUAAUUGGUUAUCUCCAAGGAUAUUUGGUAAUUUAUUAAACAGAAGUUUACACUAAUUCGAUAUUGAAACGCUGACGUCAUAUCGCAAUCAUUCUAUUGUGAAAAUGUCUGUUGUUGAAUACGAACUAUUGUGGAGUAAUAAACACAAAUGUGCUAAACUUGAAGCAGAUUGUGCGCAGUGAUAUCAGAGAAGAUUUAACGGUUAAAGAACAUAAUGGCGACUGUACAAAAUUUGGAUAACAAUAGGACCAUCCCUUUGAUGGAAAGAGAUAGCAUGAACAAUGAGGUGUCAUCUUCUAGUGACGAUUGUCAGAACGCGAUUGUCCAGUUCAAUAAUUUCUAUAAAGCAAGAUACAAAGAAUCGACUUCAGAUAAUGAAAUAGAUCAGAGAAAAACAAUCCAUCGCAGUCAUUAUAAAUCAAUGGGUAAUAUAAAUGAGAACUAUUCAAGAGAUUUUAGUAGGAAUGUACAAAAUAGUAUAAGUAAUGUAGAUUUAAGUUUACAUAGUACUGAGGUUAAAAAAUUCGAUACAUUACAAAUACCCAUAGUUGGGUAUGAAGUGAUGGAGGAAAGAGCAAGGUUUACUAUUUACAAGUUGAAAGUUGAAGAUGACAAAAGGGACCAAUCUUGGUUAGUUUUCCGAAGAUAUACAGAUUUCGUACGUUUAUAUACUAGAAUAAAAUCGGAAUUACCUAAUAUUUUGCUCCCUUUGCCUGGUAAAAGAUGGUUCCGUGAUAAUUUUGAACCGGCAUUCCUAGAAGAAAGAGUUCGUGGUUUACAAAUAUUUGUAAAUGCAGUACUUUUGAAAUUACCAAAUCAUCCGGUUGUGAGGGAGUUUUUCUGUUUGGAUGAACCUCCGCAAGUUUUUACUUACCAACCUGAAGUGCAGGCUGUUUAUGGUGCGUUGGAGGACUCAAUAAGUAGUUUAAAAGUUCAAUUAAAACAGAAAGAUGCGACAAUAAUGCAUCUACAACGACAGUUGGCGGAAUUAGAAAUAAAAACAAAGAAUUGUCCGAAUUGUCAAACUUAAAUAUUUCGUUUGUUACCUGACUUUUUUAUUUUUGAAGAAAUAAGAUGGUAAAUGAAUUAAUAGAAGUCAUGUUAGUAAUUUUUCUUUUACCUAAAUCUAGGUAAAAUUCUUUCAUAUAAUAUUUGAGAUUUUCAUUAAUUUACAAUAUGUAUUGGUUUUUUAAAUGCGGUAAUAACUUUUUGAAUGUCAUAGAGUAAUAAAACGGCAGUCAUACAUUAACAGAAAUGUUGGUUAUUUAAAAAAAAAUUUAGCUGUUAUAACUUUUACAAGAUUUGUCCUUGUAAUAAAUUGAAUAUUUAGGGCCU